AUGGGGGUGCCUGUCAUCGGCUGUGAUUGCCCAACUUGCCAAAGCACCAACCUUAAAAACAAGCGGACACGUUGUGGUUUGGUAAUCGGCCUGCCCGAGGGCAACCUGCUGGUCGAUACCCCCACCGAGUUGCGAUUGCAGUUGGUGCGUGAGCACAUCGGGCUGAUCCAUUCCGUGCUGUAUACGCACGAUCACGCCGACCACAUCUUCGGGCUCGACGACGUACGGUUGUUCCCCUACUACCUGGGGCACAAGCUACCGUUGUUCUGCGAGGAGAUGGUCGAGCAGCGGAUCCGCAAGUCGUUCGAUUACGCGUUUCAAGAUCUAUCGCCCAAACAAAUGAUGGGUGGCAUCCCGCAGCUCACCUUCGAGCGCAUCGGCCUGGAUCCCUUCGAGGUGUUGGGCACCCGCUUCACACCCAUCCGUUUAAUUCACGGCCGGUUCGAGGUGCUGGGCUUCCGCUUCGGCAAUGUUGCCUACUGCACCGACACGAACCACAUUCCCGAGGAAAGCUGGCCGCUGCUGGAAGGGCUCGAUGUACUGAUUCUCGAUGCCCUCCGCGAAGCCAAGCACCCCACGCACUUCUGCCUGGAAGAGUCGAUCGAGGUCUCCCAGCGAUUGAAACCGCGACGCACCAUCUUCACGCACAUGUCGCACGAUUUAGAACAUGAGAAGACCAACGAGGCCUUGCCCGAGGGCAUGGAGUUGGCCUACGACGGUCUGAGAAUUGAGCAUUUGCUCGCAUUCUGGGAUGAUCUAUCCCCCGCCGAGCAAGAAGAACUCAGUGCCAGCUUAGCCAAGGUCGACUUCACCGAGAUCGAAGCCCUGCUAGCUCGCGGUCCUCUGAAGGACGAUGGCGGGGCCGAUGUCCAACGAGCCACCGGGCCCACUGCCGUGCAGCUCGACGACCCAGGCCGGGAUGAGGCGGCCGAAAAGGCUAUCGGCCGGGGGAGUGAAGCCCUGAAAGCGGGUCAGGUGGGCGUAUUGAUCGUCGCCGGAGGGCAGGGGAGCCGGCUGGGGUUCGAGCAUCCCAAGGGCAUGUUCCCCAUCGUGCCCGAUUCCGGGCGGACGUUGUUUGAAAUCUUCAUCCAGAAGCAGCUCGAGCAAGCCGCGGCCCACGGUGCGGCCAUUCCUCUGUACCUGAUGACCAGCCCUGCCACGCAUGAGGAAACGGUCGCGUUCCUCGAGAAUCACAAUCGUUUCGGCUUACCUGCGGACGACUUGCACAUCUUCUGCCAAGGAACCAUGCCGGCGGUCGAUGCGGCAUCGGGCAAAUUGUUGCUGGCUUCCAAGGGGAGCCUGGCACUGAGCCCCGACGGUCACGGCGGCAUGGUCUCGGCCCUCAAUCGCACCGGACUGCUGGAUGACAUGCAGCAGCGAGGGAUUCGCCAUCUGUUCUACAUGCAGGUCGACAAUCCCUUGGUGGCGGUCGCCGAUCCCGAGUUCUUGGGCCAUCACCUCAACAGCAAUUCAGAAAUCUCGACUCAAGUGGUACGGAAGACCGAUCCGGCUGAAAAGGUUGGCAACGUCGUAACCGUCGACGACCGGCUGCAGAUCAUCGAGUACAGCGAUCUGCCCGAGGAGGCUGCCCAGCGGCGAGACGACUCCGGCGAAUUGGAACUUUGGGCCGGCAACAUCGCGGUUCACGCCAUUGAAGUCGACUUCUUGCAGCACGCCGCCGAGCAUCUCGAAACGCUGCCUUGGCAUUUCGCCCUGAAGAGUGUGCAGCACGUCGACGCCGCGGGAAAAGAGGUGAAGCCCUCGGAGCCCAACGCCUACAAGUUCGAACGAUUCGUGUUCGACCUGCUCCCACAUGCCAAGAACGCCAUCGCGAUCGAAGUCCCCCGCAGUUCCGCCUUCGCCCCGCUCAAAUCGGUCGGGAAACUCGUGGGACUAGCGACCAUUCGAAUAGCUGAAGCUCCGGCACCGCUGGGCAAGCCAGCGGGGGCACCCUCGGAGUUUUCUCAUCUGAUGGAGGAAUCCCUGACGCGGCCACCGGUGACAAUUUGUUCUGGAACCCGAUUCUGGCCAGCCAGCCGCAAAUUAACCCCCAAGCAGUUGUUGCCGCUGGCCGGCGAGCGUUCGAUGCUGCAGGACACGGUUGCCCGAAUAUCAGACUUGGUGCCGGGCGAACGAACGCUGAUUGUCACCAACGAGGCCCUGGUCGACAGCAUUCGCCAACAACUUCCGGAGCUGCGCCCCGAGUCGAUCAUCGGCGAACCCUGCAAGCGCGAUACGGCUCCCUGCAUUGGGUUGGCGGCCAACAGCAUUGCGGCCGAAGAUCCGGAUGCCACGAUGGUGGUGAUGCCGGCCGAUCAUGUGAUUUCUCCUCGCGAGAAGUUUCAGGCGGCGCUCGAAUUUGCGGCUUCUCUGGUCGACGAAAAGCCCGAGCGGAUUGUCACGUUCGGCAUUCGCCCGACUUAUCCGGCCGAAAGCUUCGGCUACAUCGAAGCCGGGAGCACGAUCGAAGUGCCGGCCGACGCGGCAAAGAAAAUCGAUACGUCCGCUUAUCAGGUGAAGCAGUUCCGUGAGAAGCCGAAGGCCGACGUGGCGAAGCAGUAUCUCGAUGCGGGCAACUUCUACUGGAACUCCGGUAUCUUCGUUUGGAAAGCCGGCAAGAUUCAACGAGAACUCUCCGAGCGCGAACCGGAGAUGUUCGCCCACUUGAAGGCCAUCGCCGACGCUCAAGGCAGUUCCGGCUACGACGAAGUGUUUAAACGCGAGUUCACGGCCAUCCAAGGGAAAUCGAUCGACUUUGCCGUGAUGGAGCACGCCACCGACGUCGUGGUGAUCGAAGCCCCCUAUGAUUGGGAUGACCUGGGAAGUUGGCAAUCGCUGACUCGCCUGCACGAGUCGGAUGAAAACGGCAAUGUGAUCAUCGGCGACCACGUCAGCAAAAAUACCGAAGGAUCAAUCAUCCGCGGAGAGAAAGGGCAUCUCAUUGCCACGCUCGGCCUCAAGAACUGCAUCGUCGUUCACACCCCCGACGCCACACUGGUGGCCAACAAAGACGACGAAGAGUCGAUCCGCGAUAUCGUGAAGCUGAUUGGCGAGCACAAGUUGGAUCGAGCCAGUAGAGAGUUCUCGGUGCAGGUUCGCGAAAUUGCUCUGCAAUUGUUUGCACUCCGCUCUCACUUUCGGCAGAAUUGGCAGCCACACGAUACGGCUUACAAACUCUGCGAUUCUUGCACGGGGGUAGGUGCCAUGGCGGCGAAGAAAAAGGCGGCGGAUGCUCCGGAUUUUCCGAAGCUGAAGAAGAACGAGUUCUUUUGGGAAGGAACUUCUAAGUUGCCUGCGUGGGCAGGAUAUCAAGAUCGAAGCGGGAACUAUGGCUCGCCAGGGUCCCGCCGUGCCUCUACGGGCAAGGUCCUGGUCUCGGUCACCAUUCCUGACGACAAGAAGUCUCCUUCGCCACAGCAGAUUGCCGCCUUUGCUCAUGUACAGAAAAGCCAGGAGAAGCUGCGCGACGCGAUGCUCACCAGACUGUUUAAGGAAUAUCCGCAGCUUCAAAAAGAGUUCGGUUAUUCCGAUGAAGAAGCCGAAGAGUUGAUGCCCAACAUCAAGUCGAAGGAUGAUUUCAAGAACUUGAUUGGUCUGCAUACCCUACAUGUGCUGAAUGUGGCCCAUCGCGGGAAGGCCUAUAUCGGUUUCGAGUUCGGCUGCAGUUGGGAUAUGGAGCACGGUCUUGGCUGUAUGACCCAUGGUAGUCGGAUCGUGGAAAUGGGCGGAGCCGACUCGUCAUUUAUGGAGUGGAUUGCCGAGUCUGUCUCCAGUGGAACACGCGUUCUAAACGGAGCCACUCGAGUUUCCAAUCGUCGUUCCUCCUCUUUACCCGGCCGUGUGGCGGCCAUUGAUUACGGUACGGUUCGCAUCGGGGUGGCCGUGAGCGAUGCGUUGCGGAUGCUGGCCAGCCCGUUCGAGACGUAUACCCGCGUGGGCCGGGAAGACGACGCCCGCCACUUUCAGCAGCUGGCCGCCGAAGAGUCGAUCGUCUUAUUCGUGGUCGGGUUGCCCGUGCAUUUGGACGGCCGCGAAAGCGAGAAGUCGGGUGAAGCUCGCGAGUUCGGGCGAUGGCUGGCCGCGGCGACGGGCGUUCGCGUGGUGUUUCACGACGAGCGGUUCACUUCAGUCGAGGCCGAUGCGAAAAUGGGAGAUGCAGGCCUGACGCGAAAGCGGAAGAAAAACCGCCGUGACAUGGUGGCCGCCCAGAUUCUGCUGGAGUCGUUUCUCGAGUCGGGUGCUGCUGUGGCGACGCCCAAACUCAUCGUUGGCUGCGGUUACCUCGGAUCGCGGGUAGCCCAGCGCUGGUUGGAGCAGGGCGACCGGGUAUUCGCACUCACGCGGAGUAACGAGCGGGCCAACGAGUUUCGCGCGUUGGGAAUCGAACCGGUGGUGGGGGAUGUGACCGAUCCGGAGUCGCUCGGCGAGUUGCCUGCGGUGCAAACCGUGUUGUACGCCGUGGGGUUCGACCGCAACGCCGAACCCAGCAAGCGAGAAGUGUAUGUCACCGGGCUGAAGAAUGUUCUGGCCGCUUUGCCGGUCGAUACACGGCAACUGAUCUACAUCAGCUCGACGGGCGUUUACGGUCAGACCGACGGCGAUUGGGUCGAUGAGAGUUCGCCCGCCGAGCCAAUCACGGAAGGGGGCCGCAUCUGUCUCGAAGCCGAGCAGCUACUGCUGCACGACGCGUUUACCUGGAAGUGGACCAUUCUCCGCCUGGCCGGCAUCUACGGUCCGAAGCGGAUUCCCCGAGUGGCAGCGCUAAAGGCUGGUGAGCCCAUUGCUGCGCCCCAGAGCGGUUACAUGAACCUGAUCCACGUCGACGAUGCGGCCACGGUAGUGCUGGCCACUGAGCAGCAAUCCAAGACCGAUCUCUACAAUGUCUCCGACGGCCAUCCCGUGGAACGGACAGAAUACUACAACGAACUCGCCCGCCUGGUCGGCGCUCCCGCGCCCAAGUUCGUUGAACCCUCGGCCGAACAUCCCGCCUCACAACGGGCCCUUUCGAGCAAACGUGUCGGCAACCGCCGCAUGCUGGAAGAACUGAGCGUUCAACUAGCCCAUCCCAGCUACCGCGAAGGCCUGGCGGCCGUGGUGGCGGAGGAAGUUUGA
Cladocopium goreaui is the source of this 5112-nucleotide messenger RNA. The record is from the annotation of a GenBank genome assembly. NCBI's taxonomy places the organism in Eukaryota, Dinophyceae, Suessiales, Symbiodiniaceae.